Molecule: messenger RNA, 486 nt
Organism: Quercus lobata
Lineage: Eukaryota; Viridiplantae; Streptophyta; Magnoliopsida; Fagales; Fagaceae
Exons: 2
Coding region: 1-486 (161 amino acids)
Biological process (GO): DNA integration
Molecular function (GO): nucleic acid binding
Source: RefSeq, a predicted model, not a curated record
AUGUUCUCAGACUCAAGACUAGUUGUCGGCCAGGUGAAGGGUAAACUAGAAGCAAAAGAUGAGAGGAUGCAAGGAGGAAUCCUUAACCCCCUAUCCAGCCCUUGGCCCUUUGCUCAAUGGGGCUUAGAUAUCAUUGGUCCAUUCCCCAAGGCCGCAGGGAACAAGAGGUAUUUGCUGGUCGGCAUGGACUACUUUACUAAAUGGGUUGAAGCUGAGCCCUUGGCGAAUAUCAGAGACUUGGACGCUAAGAAAUUUUCCUGGAAAAACAUUGUUACUCGGUUUAGGAUCCCUCGCAUCCUCAUCUCGGACAAUGGCCUUCAAUUUGAUAGAAAAUUUUUCAGAAGAUACUGCUGUGAUUUGGGAAUUACAAACAAAUAUUCUACACCAAUUUAUCCUCAAGGGAAUGGACAAGUCAAGGCUGUUAACAAGGUCAUAGUGAAUGGACUCAAGAAGAAGUUGGAUGAUGCGAAGGAAAAAUGGGUGUAA